AUGAAUAGCCAGCAAGGACAUCCUAUUCUAAAUGAGCAACGAGUGCCACAAAACCAGUUUUCUAGCGGCGCAGCUUAUGGUACACCUUCGACCUAUCCAGCCAAUUUUCCCUACCCCCCGCAGCAGCAGUGGGCACCGGUAGGCGAGAAUGCCUCAUAUUAUGGGACUGCGCCCCUAGAUCAAUAUGGAAACCCCAUUGGACCUGGUGGUGCUCAAGACGAAAAAGGGCUUGGAUCCACCGUCGUUGGUGGUGCUGCUGGCGGCUACGCCGGACAUAAAUUGGGAGGGGGGUUUCUAGGGACCACCGCAGGAGCGGUGCUGGGAGCCAUUGGUAUGAACGCGGCAACCCAUGAAGUGUGA
Molecule: messenger RNA, 360 nt
Organism: Penicillium manginii
Lineage: Eukaryota; Fungi; Ascomycota; Eurotiomycetes; Eurotiales; Aspergillaceae
Exons: 1
Coding region: 1-360 (119 amino acids)
Source: RefSeq, a predicted model, not a curated record